UCUCUUCCUCCACAUCGGCUUGCCUCCUUUCACUCCAACCACCAACCAGAACGCCCGACGGCCGUGCCGGUUCCCUGCCUCCGCCGCGCCGCGUCGCCACCUCGCGCGCACUAAUCCUUGCCAUUGCUCUGCGUGGCAACAUUCAAAUGGAUACGGGAAGCGGGCCCGGCCUCCAGUACCUUCUGUGCCUCGCCUGGGUCGCGGCCACCCUCCCCAUCGCCGCUGCCGCGCUGCCGAUCCCCAGGGCCGCCGGCGGCCGUUUCAUCCAUGGCCUGCUCUGCGCCUUUUCAUCCCGCGGGAAGACAGUCAGGCCUUCGUCCUCGUCCUCGUCCAAGGCAAGGUUCACCGUUCCACAAAAAUUCUUCUUCCAUUUUUAUGUGGUCGGUGUGGUUGUGACGACUAGCUUGCUACUUGCAAUAUGGUUCUAUGCAUACAUGAAAAUGACACCUUUGAUUCCAGAACCAUCAAGUUAUUACUCCACAAUUGCUAGCCAUCUUGUUGGUGGUUCAAAUUCAUUCUCUUUGACAAAUUUCUGGUUGUCACGCCCCAUGAAACACAAGUAUCAUGUCUGGCGUACUGUAUUUGUACUGAUAUUGAUGGAAAUUCAGGUCCUGAGACGCCUAUAUGAGACUGAACAUGUCUUCCACUACAGCCCUUCAGCUCGAAUGCACAUCAUAGGAUAUCUAACGGGUAUUUUCUACUAUGUGGCUGCACCUUUAUCGCUUGCUAGUUCUUGUCUUCCUGAAACAAUACAGUAUCUUCGGUAUCAAAUAGCUGAGUUCAUUGUGAAGGGUCGGGCAAAAAUGCCAGAUCUAGCAAUUGUCCCAUCACAUCUUUUGAAGCCUCUUCUAAAGCUGGGGUGGUGCCAGUGGAUUGGUGCUAUUAUUUUCAUCUGGGGCUCACUCCAUCAGAUCCACUGCCAUGCAAUUCUUGGAUCAUUGCGUGAACACAAAGAUUCUGAUGAAUAUGUAAUUCCUUGCGGCGACUGGUUUAGUCGUGUGUCGUGCCCUCAUUACCUUGCUGAACUAGGUCUGGGAGCAUGGGAUAUUGGGGUUGGUUUACUAUUGGUGGAUGAGGGUACUAACAAUCAGGGAAGUUUCAUGCUUCCCUUAUGCUAGAUUUAUUUUAAUGUUUACAUUGAAGCUCUAUGUGAUGUAAUGAGACUUCUCAUCAAAUAUGCUAUUGUCUCCAUUUUGCCAACUUUUUUUUCUUGAAAACGCAUGAGAACUGUGUUUCUUUGUAUUAAGAAGAAAAGGAGGGAUGAGAAGCUUUACACACACACCUCAAAACAAGUUCAGUUCACUACACAAGGUUACACAGACCAUCGAUGGCAAAAGACAAAACAACCUGACCUAGCCUAAGCCUGGUACUGUUCCGCAUCCAGUGCAAGGGCAAGGAGGUGGGAAAUUCCUUUAGCUCUGGCCGAAUUCCAGUCCAGCAGCUCCUCUUUAGCAAGCAUUAUUGCUCAAGCUAAACUUUGAGACGCCCCAGCAAAGACUGGUUAUGGAGUUCCUAAAUUGUCAAAGCUCCCAGAAUUACAAUAGAUUUGACCUCCUUAUGCGUCUGAUUAUCCAUUUUGCCAACCUAGUUUCCUCUGCAUUAUAUAUCUCAGGAAGAGAAUAUACAUAUUCUGUAUACGGUUUAAGAAUGAUAAAAAUUUAGUGUUACCUUACGAACACGAUUUGUUUGACCAUUAGCAAAUACCUAAAUGAUGUAGAUGGCAAACAUUUUGCUGUCCUUUGUCUAAUUCAUAUAGGGCACUGAACGUUUGGGUCCGAAUUCAGUACGUUAUUAAC
Zea mays is the source of this 1796-nucleotide messenger RNA. RefSeq lists its product as uncharacterized. The record is from RefSeq and is a predicted model, not a curated record. The transcript is spliced from 5 exons. Bases 147 to 1118 code for a protein of 323 amino acids. Gene Ontology annotation, biological process: polyprenol catabolic process; dolichol-linked oligosaccharide biosynthetic process. Lineage: Eukaryota; Viridiplantae; Streptophyta; Magnoliopsida; Poales; Poaceae. Gene Ontology annotation, molecular function: 3-oxo-5-alpha-steroid 4-dehydrogenase activity. Gene Ontology annotation, cellular component: endoplasmic reticulum.